Molecule: messenger RNA, 1737 nt
Organism: Heterobilharzia americana
Lineage: Eukaryota; Metazoa; Platyhelminthes; Trematoda; Strigeidida; Schistosomatidae
Source: the annotation of a GenBank genome assembly
AUGAAGUUGAGGUAUGUUAAGAAUGGGACAUCUGUUGAAAUGUGCGGCAAUAUAAAAGGAGUAUAUUCUCCGUCUUUCCUGUCUAAAAGCGGGGUUUUAAAAGUUGUGUGUAUCUGCACUCUGAAAUAUAUGAGUUCGAAGGUAGAAAAACAAGAUGUUACACAAUGGAUUCAGGAUAUUGCAAAGAAACGUCUGAAUAUUGCAACAUCUGUUGCCGAGUUUAAAUAUUCUAAAUGUCGUGUACGCCAGUUAAAUGGACCAAACCAUUUCCCUUCACUGGAUGACAAUUUUGACGAACAAACUCAUGACUCACUGUUAAAGUCGGGAAAUAAACUGGGAGUACUGUAUUGGAUGAUACGUGAUCAAAGAGUACAAGAUAACUGGGCCUUCUUAUUUGCUCAACGCUUGGCAUUGAAAUUUAAAGUCCCAUUACAUGUUGGCUUUUGCUUAGUUCCAAAAUUUCAAGCUAAAACACUACGACACUAUACAUUUAUGAUUGGUGGAUUGAAAGAAGUGGAAAAAGAAUGUCGUGAACUUUGGAUACCAUUUCACCUUACCUCUGCUGCGAGUAUAUCGAAUCAACAGUCAGUGAGGACAGGUGUAAAGCGUAAAUUGAGUGAAACAGAUAUUAUUGACACUGAAUGUUAUUCCGACGCUGUUGCACACUCUUUGUUGAAUAUAAUACAGAGUGCUAAUAUUGGGUGUAUUGUGACAGAUUUUUCACCCUUACGUGAACCUUCAUCAUGGAUAAAACAAUUAGCUGAACUGUUGCCGGAAAAUAUUCCAUUUUGUCAGGUGGAUGCACAUAACGUAGUUCCUGUAUGGCAUGCCUCAGAUCAUUUGGAAUACGCUGCUCGUACAAUACGACCUAAAUUACAUCAGAAAGCUACUGACUUAAUGACUGAUUUCCCACCGUUAGUCCAACACCCACAUUGUCAUCAACUAGAUCUUGAUUCAUCAGCAGUCGACUGGGAAUAUUGGAUGUCAGAAUUUUCUGGAGAUAUGUUGGUUAAACCUGUCGAUUGGGCUACUCCCGGUACUGAAGCCGGUUUCAAUACCUUACACACAUUCAUACACGAAAGACUGUCCAAAUAUGCCGAUGGCCGCAACGAUCCAACUAAAAAUUGUCUGAGCGAUCUGUCGCCUUGGUUUCAUUUCGGUCAAGUUGCACCACAAAGGGCGCUUUUAGAAGUGAAACUUAUGAGAGAUAAGUAUAAAAGUUCAGUGGAUUCAUUCGUAGAAGAAGCGUUUAUCCGCAGAGAGCUGUCAGACAAUUUUUGUUAUUACAACCCGAAAUAUGAUUCAUUUGAAGGAGCAUGGAAAUGGGCUCAGAACACCCUAGUUCAACAUGCAAAUGAUAAGCGCAACCCAUCAUAUGGAGAAGAAACUAUGACCAAUGCUGAAACCAAGGAUGAUCUGUGGAACGCGGCCCAGCGACAGCUUGUACGAUCAGGAAAGCUUCACGGGUUUUUGCGAAUGUACUGGGCGAAGAAAAUUCUUGAGUGGCAUGAAGGUGGUCCGAUAGCUGCCCUCAAGCUAGCGUUCUAUCUCAACGACCACUUCGCCUUGGAUGGAGCAGAUCCCAAUGGAUAUGUUGGCGUCAUGUGGUCAAUAUGCGGGGUACAUGACCAAGGUUGGGCAGAGAGGCCAGUUUUUGGAAAAAUCAGAUGUAUGACCUAUAAAGGGUGUCAAGGAAAAUUUUCUAUACCUUCAUUUGUAGCACGAUACCCAAAAUAA